GUCAAACUUUUGCACCAUCAUUGAAGAUUCGUUUUUCCUAACUACUUUACAGACUCACACAGCCUACUUAUCUUUUCUACCACGUCGUCGCUCUCCUUCAUUCCAUUCAGCCAUGGCUUCAACGACCUCAACAAAAGUCGUUCACGAUUUCCACCCCUUCUUCCGCAUCUACGACGACGGCCGCGUCGAGAGAGUCUAUACCUACGUCUCAGUCCCCGCCUCCGACAUGGGUCUUUGGCCGCAGGCUAGGUCUCUGCGGCACCAGCACGGCCUCCUGUUGCAUACCCAGGCGGAAAUGGAAGGGUCUUGGCUGCUGCUGCCGGUCUCUAAGGGGCAGCAGCAUAUGAAGGUGCCGCCCGCCUUCACAGUCGAGUCCGCAUCCUCCACCACCUACGACAAUUACCUCCACUCCCUGACGGCGAAAGCAAACGUCAUCAGCGUCUCGAUCGAUUACAGGCUCGCUCCGGAGCAUAGGUUCCCCGCCUGCUACGACGAUUGCUGGGCCGCAAUCCAGUGGGUCGCGCAGGGAUCCGACCCGUGGCUGAAAUCCCACGCGGAUCUUGACCGGGUCUUCUUCGCCGGCGACAGCGCAGGGGGGAACAUCGCGCACAACAUGAUGGCGAGAGCGAGCGGCGAAGACUGCCUGAAGCCGGCGGGGAUGGUCUUGGCGCACCCGUAUUUCGGAAACGGGAAACCCGACAAGCUGUUGGAGUUCAUAUACCCGGAAUCGUCGGGCGUGGACGACCCGAAGCAUUGCCUGGCGGCAUCCCCGGGGAUUCUUUCCGGGAUGGCGUGCUCGAGAGUGAUGGUGAUCCUGUCGGAGAAGGAUUUCAUCAGAGAGGGAGGAGUGAAGUACUGCGAGGCGCUGAAGAAGAGCGGAUGGGGAGGAGAUCUGGAGCUCCUGGAUGUGGAAGGGGAAGAACACGUUUUCCAUUUGCAGAAACCGGAUUGUGAGAAAGCGGGUCACGUCAUGGAUCGGGUCGUCGCGUUCCUCAAUCGCGCCUGAAAUCUUCCAAAAGCCAUUUUGUGUGAUGUGUACUCAUAUAAUGUUUGGAAUAAAAUGUUUGGAAUAAGAGGGGGUGAUUUGUGUACACUAAAGUGGUUUAUAAAUUAAUAUUGAUGUCAAGUAUGCUAUCUUAUAGACAAAAAACUUGUGUGCCUAUUGGAGUAUUCAUUUGAAACUUACAAAUUUUUAUUCUAACAAAACAUAAACAUAAGGACAUUGU
Molecule: messenger RNA, 1226 nt
Organism: Cuscuta campestris
Lineage: Eukaryota; Viridiplantae; Streptophyta; Magnoliopsida; Solanales; Convolvulaceae
Source: the annotation of a GenBank genome assembly